Molecule: messenger RNA, 2943 nt
Organism: Kwoniella botswanensis
Lineage: Eukaryota; Fungi; Basidiomycota; Tremellomycetes; Tremellales; Cryptococcaceae
Exons: 4
Coding region: 1-2943 (980 amino acids)
Source: RefSeq, a predicted model, not a curated record
AUGCGGUCCGCAUCUUCCAAGCCAUCCCCUACACCACUUGCCGACCCAUGCGACUUUUCAUCAAGUAAUAUCGAUGUCACCGGGAUAGAAGCCGACGAUGAAGAGGAUACUUCAGAUGAUGAUCAAGGUGUAUUCUUGGGUGAUCAUAGACCUGAUGAACUCAGUCUUAUCGCCAAGUUAUCAGCGUCGACCUCGGCUUCGCCUUCACCAAUCAUCCAUCGAGUCAAGAAAAGAGAUUCAAGGGAAUUCAUGAGGCGGAAGACAUUGUUACUAUCGCCUAUGACAAAGCCGAACCUAGUUAAACGAUCCGUGUUAACUGAACGACAAAUACGACCAGAUAACAAUGACUCUGAUAUAACCUCGACCCCAUCCUCAUCACCUUUGAAGCAGCAGAGAUACUCAUGCUCCACGCCAACCAGAGCUCAAGAUGCCUCCGAUCUGACACUUGACUUCGCCGCAUUCAACCUUUCUUCUCCUCAGCCGCCCACAAGUUCCAUACAUUCCCAAAGUGAUUCAGCUGGAAGCGAUAAAGAGAACAUGCCUGUGGAAACAUCAGAAUCGCACACAGAUAAGGCAGCAAGUUCGGAGGAGGUCGUAAUCAUGGGGCAGAACGAGGACUCAAAUGGAUCAGAAGAUGAAGCCACACAACUCGACAUGGGUGGAUUGCGAUUAUCUGAUUUCUCCGACCCGGAAACCGGUUUCGAAGAAAAUCAAUCGAUAGCACCUAAUCACUACGAUGACGGCGAUGAGAAGGAAGCUGUGAAAAGUCCAAACUCGGAUUUAUUGCCUGACGGCGAUAUGUCCUCCAAUAUGGAUUCACCUCUGCCCAUUGCAAGAGCUGGCCCGGUGGUCAUACCAAUACUAUCGUCCCAUCAUUUCACCUCUAUUCGAGCCGAAGUAGGUUCCCCUUGUCGAAACCUGUCACCUCCACCUAUUAUACCGGUCUUGGAACCAUUCGAGGACAAGAUACGAUUAAGUCAGACACAAAGUCCAACCAGUCUGCACACGGUCUCUGAACCUACUCGCACCGUGGCAUUCACUUCUACUCCGAGUAGAUCCACUCCUUUACCCCCUCCCGCAUUGGUGGAAAGAGGUGCCAAAUUGCUCAAGGAAGCGACUUCGGCCAUACCCAAGAAAAAUGCUACGUUACCCACUAAAUCCGCUUCACGAGCUAUGGCAAUUCGUAAUCAGCUUGACACCGCCUAUUCAAGCAGGAUAGGAGCUUUAGGUCCCCCUCAGCGAUCGGUCUCUUCGUCAUCUUCAAGCAGCUCGUCCUCGUCAACUGCGUUGAAGGCUUCUUCCUCCAGCUCUUCUUCAUCGACAGCCCGAACAACAGCUUUCCCUCAGCAAUCUAGGUCUGUAGCAGCACCGGCAAAAUCGUCGGCUGUCCCGAAAGCUGUCGCACCUGUGCAGAAGAAACAUACUGUCGUACCCCUCGCGUCCUCAACUACCAAAAGUCUGCCAACUACUAAAAUUUUGUCCCGUCCAGCACUCGCGGCCAAGAAAACUCUUCCAGCCAUCUCCAAGCCGACCAAUAAACCAGCUGACAAGACAACAAAUCCUCUGAGGCCCUCAACUUCAUCUUCCAUCCCCUUGAAAAGACCUGCACCCGUGACUUGCCUUGCAAGGUCUACAAAUGUCGACACUGCUGUCAUUUCCUCUUCGAUCACACCUGCGUGUCGAUUUCCUACAACUGCGCCGACUCGGCCUGCCCUUGGUCUACCAUCUCGAAAUCUUCAUUUCCACCCAAAUCAUCAGCCAAUCCCUCUACAGGCAGCCCCAAUAUUUUCUGUAGGUGUAGCUGGAGACACGCAGGUCAUGGGCAGACCAGCUUUCCGCUCGCCUGCUAAAGCCGGUUUGUUGAAAAAGACCUUGUUAGAUAAAGGCACUCCUAGAAAGCUUGGCACGCCCAUGAGAUUUGGUACGCCUCGUAUGGUCACGAUGUCGACACCUUCGACUUGGUCGUCAGCACCUAUUCACGAUGUAGCAGCUGUUCCUGCGCCAGUGUCUGAAGGUCCUCCAGCUACUGCUACCCGUCACGCAACAGCUGAAGCCACUUCGACGGCAUCCUUGUCGUCGGCCUCCAGUCCAACCGAACGGAUGAGAGGAUCAAGCGCGGAUCACGAAGAAGUUUCGGUGCAGUUAGCCAAGCCACCUUCGUCUCCUACAAAGUCGCCAUCUCCCAAGAAAAAGAAGCGACCUGUAGGACGCCCGCGUAAGAUCUCUCAGCCUCAGGCGGUUGCUACCAUCGUACCUGUUUCUUCCAAAUCUAAACCCACAUCAACACCACCACCUACUGCUGGACCUCCUCUCAUGUCUGAGAAGGAACUCAAGACAACAACGCAUCGGAACACCGUACGAAACCAAGUAUAUCAUUGCGCCAUCGACCGUCAAAUCAUCCGACAGAGUGGACCAAGACCUCCUAGUCCUACUUCUAAGAUUAGGACUACAGCAGAGCGAAAUGAAGAGGAGAAGAAGAAUGCCAGAGAAGCUAGAGCUAAAAGGCGAAAAGGUCAACAGGAAGAGGAAGAAGCUGAAAAACCCAUUGUUCAAAAGUUGGUUCAGCAUAGGCAUCCAGGUGAUGAAAGCGAUUUCGAAACUCCUCAAAUACCGAGACCUCUGAAGAAGUUGAAAUCGAACGAAGAUGAUAAGAAACCCAAGUUUGUCUCUUUCGAUAAGGGUUUGACGGUGAUCAGAGAUGAUGGUACAGCUAGACCGUCGUCGAGAAAUAGUAGAGAGGAAUCAGAAGCCGUUACAGAAGUGAAGAGUUGUCUUAGGGCCAAAGUUGAGCUGGACCACCAUGGGAAUUUGCACGACGCUCAUCGACCGAUCGAUAACCUGAAGAGAACAAGAGUAGUAGUCAAUGCUGUAUUUUACGAUGGCGAAGAGCCAGUCCCAUUCUCUUAUUCACCUUCGAAUGGAACGAGAUCCAAGAAGAAAUGA